Messenger RNA from Diachasmimorpha longicaudata, 2007 nucleotides. It is a transcript of the gene FucTC, whose product is annotated as alpha-(1,3)-fucosyltransferase C-like. Gene Ontology annotation, molecular function: fucosyltransferase activity. Lineage: Eukaryota; Metazoa; Arthropoda; Insecta; Hymenoptera; Braconidae. The coding region runs from base 429 to 1775 and encodes 448 amino acids. Gene Ontology annotation, cellular component: membrane. The transcript has 3 exons. The record is from RefSeq and is a predicted model, not a curated record.
AGUCAACAAACGCGCUCCUCUCACAAUAUUUCUGCAAAUAAAAAAAUCUAACAUUCCAAAUAAAGUCACAGCCGCCUGCAGCAUGAUACGGUAAAAUAGCCGAGGGUCACCUGUUAGAUUACCGAGGAUUGCCGGCAAUUGACCUCACUCAAGCGUGGUAGAGUUCGCCAUCCGGCAAUAAUACUCGUGGUGGGAGCUAGGGUGUUGCUGGCGUUUAAUACGUCUCUAAGCAACGUCAGUCGACAACAUUUUGUCAUGAGCAGUAGGCGCUCUCAUGAAAUCCUCCGCAAAUCAAACAUUCAUAAAUUUAUCGGCUAAUAAACUACAGUAAAUCUUUAAAAAAUUCUCUGAAAUUACGAAAACACCUUUCCUAAUACUAAAUAAAAAAUUAAUAACAAUGGCUCUCUCAACGGAUUAUAAACAAAAUCAUGAGUCUCGUGGAGUUCUACGUUGAGGUCCAAUUAAGACAAUUACGUGAUAAUAAAGUGACAAAUGAAACACCGAGGAUUCACAUUAAUGAGGAGAGUGAUAGUAUAAAAAUGCAGUUAUGCGGCCGAGGCAGGAAGUUGUGGCUGUUGACCUUUAUUGCCACACUGACCUGCGUACAUUUCGUACUAAUGUAUUACGAUAUAAGGAUAUUAAGGUGGGAGCCAGAGGUAUUUUUAUUUGGUUUUGGAAAUACUCGUACACCGAACGUGAGCAAUGCAACGAAGAAAAUACUCUUCUGGAAUACAAUGUUCGGAGAUGAAACGUUCUACUUCGGUCACGGUGAUAUUUUUAACAAGUGUCCCAAUUUACCCCGCGAUGGGUGCUACGCAACGCACAGUCGUCGUAUCUUCCAUAUUCGUGAUUUCGAUGCAAUAUUGUUCCAUGGAAACGAAUUGUCAGUGAGGGAUCUGCCGGGUGAGCGUGAUAAAUCGCAACGAUAUAUUUUCGUUAAUCUUGAGAGUCCGGUGACAUGGAUACGGCGAACAAAACCAUUCUUUGAGGAUUAUUUCAAUUUAACAAUGACGUAUAGAGUAGACAGUGAUAUACAAUGGCCGUACUAUGCUGUACGUGAUAGGAAAAGUGGAAAUAUUGUGGCACCGGCGUUCAAUGCCGUUUGGAAGAUACCCGAGGAUGCAACAGACGACGUUGAUAAAGAGGACCAAAUUAUGAAGAUCAUUAAGAUGAAGAAAAGGACAGCGGUGUGGUUUGUGAGUAACUGCGACACGGACAGUGCCCGAGAGAAAUAUGUGAAAGAAUUGUCGAAGCACGUGGACGUUGACGUUUACGGUCGAUGUGGUAGCGAGACCAAGUGUCCGAAGGGUGAGGACUGCUUUCGAAAGCUCGUCGAGCCGGACUACUUUUUUUACUUAUCCUUCGAGAAUAGCCUCUGUCAGGAUUACGUCACUGAGAAACUCUCCAAUGCUCUCAAAUAUCACGUCGUUCCAGUAGUUUAUGGUGGCGCUAACUAUAACUCAUCAGCUCCUCCAAAUUCCUUCAUCAAUACCCUCGACUUUCGUUCUCCAAAGCAACUAGCAUAUUUUUUAAUAAGACUGACAAAAAAUCCGUCCGAAUACGCUGCGUACUUCAAGUGGAAGAAAUAUUAUGACAUUGUUCCGUCGGGGCAAUUAACAAUUUGUAAUCUCUGUAGAUAUCUCCAUGAAACAACAAAAAAUAAAAUUUACGAUUCCAUGUCAGAUUGGUACUUAAAGGGAAAAUGUCCCUUGCAAGAUAAAUUGAGCCAUUAUCCGUACAUAACAAAAUUAGCGACAAUGUUCGAUAAUGAUUGAAGUCUUCCAUGUAAUUGCUUUGAAUCGAUGAUCAUGAAAAAUAGUGUAAAUAAAAUUAAUCAGCCGACUGGUGUACACAUGUCACUGACAGGUUAUCAACCAUUUUUUUUAUCGGUGUGUCAUUUCGAUGGAGCAUUUGAGAAUGUUUUCUGCAAUUUACUGUUUCGUACAAACACUUUGGUGGUAAUUUUAAAAUGCAGAAUUUGCAAUAAACUUCGCAAACAAAUAAAAA